Molecule: messenger RNA, 1536 nt
Organism: Leopardus geoffroyi (Geoffroy's cat)
Lineage: Eukaryota; Metazoa; Chordata; Mammalia; Carnivora; Felidae
Gene: GGPS1
Product: geranylgeranyl diphosphate synthase 1
Exons: 5
Coding region: 465-1205 (246 amino acids)
Biological process (GO): isoprenoid biosynthetic process
Molecular function (GO): prenyltransferase activity
Source: RefSeq, a predicted model, not a curated record
GCAACGACGCCUGCGCAGUGUGACCGGGAUGGCGUAUUUUCUUGCACCGAGUAAUGCGGUGUCGCUGGCGGCUGAGAAGGGUGGAGAGUUCCGUGGUGAAGUAGGGGGAGGGAUCUAUGUAGGCGUUCGGAGGAGCCUUGGUCUGAACUAUAAAGUGGGAAGUUGAUGCUGGGUACUGCUACUCCCGGACCGGCAGCGUGAAAGUUGUGAUAUCACCGUUGAACCAUCAGCUUUGAAAUUCAAAAACAAUGGAGAAGACUCAAGAAACAGUGCAAAGAAUUCUUCUAGAACCCUAUAAGUAUUUACUUCAGUUACCAGUGUAGGUCCCCAGGCCAGGGAGUCCGUAAUGUUAAGGUCUUUUAAAGAGGAAAGGUAAACAAGUGAGAACCAAACUUUCACAGGCAUUUAAUCAUUGGCUCAAAGUUCCAGAAGAUAAGCUGCAGAUUAUCAUUGAAGUGACGGAGAUGUUGCAUAAUGCCAGUUUGCUCAUCGACGAUAUCGAAGACAACUCAAAACUCCGACGUGGCUUUCCUGUGGCACACAGUAUCUAUGGGAUUCCGUCCGUCAUCAAUUCUGCCAAUUACGUGUAUUUUCUUGGCCUAGAGAAAGUCUUAACCCUUGAUCACCCUGAUGCGGUAAAGCUUUUUACCCACCAGCUUCUGGAACUCCACCAGGGACAAGGCCUAGAUAUCUAUUGGAGGGAUAAUUACACUUGUCCCACCGAAGAAGAAUAUAAGGCUAUGGUGCUACAAAAGACAGGUGGGCUGUUUGGAUUAGCAGUGGGUCUCAUGCAGUUGUUCUCUGAUUACAAAGAAGAUCUAAAGCCACUACUUAAUACACUCGGGCUCUUUUUCCAAAUUAGGGAUGAUUAUGCUAAUCUGCACUCCAAAGAAUAUAGUGAAAACAAAAGCUUUUGUGAAGAUCUAACAGAGGGAAAGUUCUCGUUCCCUACUAUUCAUGCCAUCUGGUCAAGGCCUGAAAGCACCCAGGUGCAGAGUAUCUUGCGCCAGAGAACCGAAAAUAUAGAUAUUAAAAAAUACUGUGUACAUUAUCUUGAGAAUGUAGGUUCUUUUGAAUACACUCGGAGUACUCUUAAAGAGCUUGAAUCUAAAGCCUAUAAACAAAUUGAUGCACGUGGUGGGAACCCUGAGCUUGUAGCUCUAAUAAAGCACUUAAGCAAAAUGUUCAAAGAAGAGAAUGAAUAAUAUUAAGUCAUUCUUGAUUAGGCCUGGGAGCUUAUUUUAGUUGACUUUUUUUUUUUUUUUUUUUGUCUUAGCCUAUCACUUUUUUAAAAAUUAGGACCAAGUUGUUAGUCUCCUCAAACUGAGUGAAUUGGGGUGAUGUGAGUGAGAUUGUUUCAAUUUAGAACCCCUUUGUACAGAUAAUCAUCAUAGUACAAAGUUGAUGGAAUCAAAAGGAGCCACAUUUAAAUAGGUCUAAUAUGAAUGUCAGAAUGUGCUGUGUUGGGACCUUAUGGACAACUGCCACAAAUGUUCUGCUAAUUCUAUCAAUAAAGAAGACUUCAGCUUCCGGGAA